This is a messenger RNA of Trypanosoma brucei brucei TREU927, 1755 nucleotides long. RefSeq names its product double-strand-break repair protein rad21 homolog, putative. Gene Ontology annotation, cellular component: synaptonemal complex; cohesin complex. Gene Ontology annotation, molecular function: chromatin binding; protein binding. NCBI's taxonomy places the organism in Eukaryota, Euglenozoa, Kinetoplastea, Trypanosomatida, Trypanosomatidae. The coding region runs from base 1 to 1755 and encodes 584 amino acids. The transcript has a single exon. Gene Ontology annotation, biological process: replication-born double-strand break repair via sister chromatid exchange; synaptonemal complex assembly; mitotic sister chromatid cohesion. The record is from RefSeq and is a predicted model, not a curated record.
AUGUUCUACUCAACCUACGUGCUGACGAAGGAUGGGCCACUGGCGAAGAUCUGGCUUGCUGCGCACUGGGAACGACGUAUCACGCGGAGCGAUGUGAGGCUUAUGGACCUGCGAAAGUGUGUGGUGGACAUUGUGCAGCCCGUGGUUCCCAUUGCCCUGCGCACGAGUGGCGAGCUCCUCGUUGGUGUUGUCCGCAUUUACGCUGUGAAGGUGCACGGCUUGAAGAAGGACGCAGAAAAUGCCAUACUACUCAUUCGCGUCGCCUCCCCUCAAGCCAACGCCGGUCAUUUCAAGAAGGCUGCCCCCGGCACCGGUACGGCUGCACUGCUGAACGGAGACGCAGAGGCCGCAACGUUCAACUGGGGCGGUCGCCGCGUUGGGCGCACGCAAGGUGUUGUCGGGAUCCGCGCCGCUGGGAUCAAUGGGUCGCACGAGGAAGCACUUGAGGCACGCUUCGAUGAAAUCGCAGACCUCCUGCAGGGCCCGGUUUGUGCACUCGGCGGUGUUAAUGACCAUGUGAGGAACGGUAUUGAUAGCACGACCAUGACUGGGUCCGUGUGGUACACAUGGAACUCUGGCUCACAAGGAACUGAGGACCUGAACGGCACGCAGCAGGACUACGACGGCUUUGAGAUGGUCCGGGCAGACAUUCAGGCGUUUGGCGACAAUGUGAGUGAGACCAGCAGUCGCAAGUCAAGCCUCCCGAGCAUCGAGAGAGGUCGUAGCAGCGCGCUGACAGCAGCAGGCGGGGCACUGGGUGACUUCAUGCCCCUCCCGCAACCAGCGUAUGAUCUCGAUAUCGGCGCACCGCUUCCUGAUGACGGUGACGCGGCCAUUUUGCCAGAUUUUAUGCCCCCGGCACUGGGAGUUGAUGAGGCGGCGGAUCCUUUUCUCUCCGCUUACGGCGCUGACAACGAGCUCAAUGCCGCUCUGACUCAGCAACAAAAUUCGUCCCGUAGGCACCGAGCUGCUGGAGCCACAACAACAAAGAUGUUGGACAAGGAGAACACCACUGUCUCUGGCGAAGCGGUAAGACGGUGGAUGGAGAAUCGGAACGAUAUCGUUGAAGCUGCACCGCGCCGAGGUCCGCUCGACCAACAGGAGAUACAAGACCGGAGAGUGCUCGCGCAGGAUUUCAACAAGGGAGAGUUGUGGGCUGCUGUUGACGGAUCCCCGCUCGCAAGGGUAGCAGGUCCGGCUCUCACAGCCUCUUACAUCGAUGCUGUGAAGCCCCUCGUAGAAAAGCAGAUGGAAGAAGAAGCUGCCGAGCGGGAGGCACGGCAACAGCGGGAAAAAAACGCGCAUGUUGUGGAUGAAAAUCCCGAUGAAUUCAUUAUCGCCGGCGACAGUGGGGAUAUGUUCAUGGACGAGAACUUCAUGCAGUCAGGCCGCAAGCGUGACCGUGAAGAAAUGGAGGGCAAUGACAACGGAGAGAGUAACGUUGGCGGUGGAGCGAGCAGACGACAGUCGGAGGCAGUGGCGCUCGCGACGCUGAAGCACAUCAGAAACCUGUUGUCGAAAUCUCAAGGGAAGGGGAAGGGUAAAGCUGCGAGCGGGAAGAAGUCCAAGGCACUUCCUCGGGAGCACUGCACAUUGCAUGAGCUUUGCGAAGGAAUGGCGCGGCGUGAGGCGGCACGAACCUUCGUGAGUGUCCUUACGCUAGCCUCUAAACAGUUGGUGUGGGCGAAGCAAGCGCCGAACGAUGUGGAGCUUGGCCUUACUAACGCCGCGUCGGAGGUGCAACUCACUGUGUGA